Messenger RNA from Anopheles funestus (African malaria mosquito), 2366 nucleotides. Its product is annotated as protein FAM98B-like. The transcript has 4 exons. Gene Ontology annotation, cellular component: tRNA-splicing ligase complex. The coding region runs from base 402 to 2054 and encodes 550 amino acids. The record is from RefSeq and is a predicted model, not a curated record. Lineage: Eukaryota; Metazoa; Arthropoda; Insecta; Diptera; Culicidae.
UUUUCGAAAGGGUUUCAAAUAUAAUUUGUGCAUAUUCUGCAUGGAAACUGCACGAUGGUUUGUUUUAAAUUUUGCUUGAAAAAAUGUUCCAUAUUCUUUCUUUCUGUGAAAUAUAAACAAAAACAACAACACGUUUGACAACCAUCAUUUUCCCGUCCCAGCGGUAGCGAACGAUAAAAUAUCCCCGAGAGAUUUUCUCCUUCCGAGGUACAAGGGAAACAACUGUUUAUCCUCAAGACUGUGGCUGCUACUUUUGUGUCAACAAAUUUGCCAGCAACAACUUACAAUCCUUGCCACAUUCUUUGAGUUCCGAUCGUCAUUGUGUACGAUAAAACCAUUCCCACCUGUACGGUUACAAAAGCCGGCUUUUUGUUCCAUCUCUCUAGUAUCAAGUCGGUGCCAUGGCGGCGGAUGAAGCACAACUUAUCUACGAGUUGCGAAAUGUUGGUUAUGAUGGUCCAUUCCUCGAUCAAAACUAUGCAUCUACGGCAAUUUUUGCGCGUACCAGCGGUGCCCAGAGUGGCGAGUUUCAAGACGUUGUUAUUUGGCUGACGGAGGAAAUACGAAUGCUUGGCAAGCUGGAUGAACGAGUAGGCAAAAGCGACGAUGCAAAUUCGUUUGUCCUGGAGCUGUCGGCGUUUCUGAAGGAGCUCACAUGUCCGUACGCGAGUUUAACAUCCGGCCAUGUGUCGGACCGGUUGCAGACGGCGGAAUCGAAGCUGCUGCUGUUGGACUAUUUGAUAAACGAACUGAUGGCAUUUAAAAUGCUAGAAUCGCUGAAGCCGAAGGAAAAAUCGACUGUCAUUACGCUUCACGAAACGCCUACGGCCGCGGCUCUGAAGGACAUCUGUAUCACGCUUGGUAUGGGAAAACCGCCGAACAAUGUACCACCGAAAGCGCUGUUUGAACGCAUCAAUACUAGCCUGGACGAAACGAUUCGGAAAGCUGGUGAAAAUCGUCUCAGCAAACCUCUGUUUAACCCGAAGGAACGGCUGACGGCUGAACAGUGGUCCAAGCUGGACAAGUUGCAGAAAGAUCUGGACAAUGAAUAUGAUCUGCGUAGAAAGAUGCUGCUCACCCGGUUGGAUGUAACGAUUCAAAGCUUUAAAUGGUCGAACCGCGUGAAGGACAAGGAACAGAUCAUUGCGGAACGGUACGCCGAGAAAAGAAAAGUUCUUGACACGUUGGAGGCAGGUGGUCGAGAUACAGACAUUGCGGCGUUGCUAGCCGCCCGGGAAACCCUAGCCAUUAUCGAGAAAACCAGCAGUGCGUCCGUGCGCAAGAACACAAAGAGCAAAAUCCAGCGUCACAUUAUCGGACGCGUGCCGGAUCGGGGUGGGCGUGCGUACGAACACAAUCCACCUCCGAUGGAAAUGCCGUCCUGGCAAAAUCAACGCAGCGGCGGCGGUGGUGGUGGUCGAGGAGGUUUCGGCGGUGGCAGGGGUGGCGGCAGAGGUGGUGGUGGUGGUAACAAUGCUGGUAGUGGAGGAUUCCAGCAACAGCAGGGAAACUAUUCCAACAAGGGCUAUAAUCAGGGUGGUCAAAGCUAUCAUCAAGGCGGUCGUGGAGGAGGAGGAGGAGGGUACAGUCACGGUGGUGGUGGUGGUGGAAGUGUUGCCGGAAAUGGUACUGGCAAUGGGGGUGGCGCCGGCAGUUUCCACCAGGGAGGUGGAGGGAGCCAUAAUCAGAACCGAGGAAGUCGUGUACAAGGAGGCUGGUCACAACCUCAACAAGAUUACAAUCACAGCGGCUACGGAUCGGGAUCGGGACGCAGCAGCUACAGUGGCAACAGCGAUCAGUACAGUAACCAUUCUGGGAGCAGUCGUACCAGUUACAAUGACCAUCGUGGAGGUGGCAGUUACAGUGAUCGUGGUUUUGGAGGCGAUCGUGGUUAUGGCGGUGAUCAUCGUGGCGGCGGUUACGCUGGUGACAGAGGUGGCAGUGCCGGCUAUGGGGACAACCGCAACAACUACGACAAUGAGUACAAUAGCCGAGGUGGUGGCCGUGGUGGUGGUGGUCGUUCGAACUACAAUCGAGGGGGUGGACGACGUUAAACAGCUUUCAUCACGUUCCAUACGCAUUUUCAAUUCGUUUUCUGCCAUAUGUUGAAAAGUGGCGCACUAUUCGCAUGUUCCGAUCAUACCAUCAAUAAUAAAAAAAACAAUCUUUCGUUGCCUCAUCAUCAGUACUUUGUUCCUUGCACUUGUAUGCAUAACUUAACCGUCAUUACAAUUAUUACUUGUGCUGUAUUGUAAGUGAUCAGUAGGUUUAGUUCAAAUAAUAGAUCUGUUCAGUGUUAUUGGUAGGGGUUCGUAGAAAGACCGAAUAAAAUUACUGUUUCCAAAGUAGGAAAGAUAGUUCUAGGA